AUGCGCCAGGACUUUCUUUCCUUUGCCCUAACUCUGGUCUCUAUCACUGGGCGACUUGUCAUUGGCACACCCGUUAUGCGUGAUGCUGUAAUUGAUGACUCAGUCGUGCUCAACUAUGCACUCACUCUAGAGCACCUAGAAAACGCCUUUUACAGCGGCGCUCUGGCGAAGUUCGACGAAGCCGCUUUUAAGCGCGCAGGCCUUCCAGCAUACGCUCGUGGGCGCUUUCAGGAGAUUGCAGCUCAUGAACAAGCCCAUGUCAAUCUUUUAUCUGAAGCGUUGGGUAGCUUGGCGACUAGUCCAUGCACGUACAAUUUCUCUUACACUGACGUUAAAUCGUUCGCUGCGUUCAGCGAGCUGCUCGAAGGCGUCGGCGUCUCUGCGUAUAUAGGGGCUGCCCAGUCAAUCACCAACAAAGCCUAUUUGACGGUAGCAGCCAGCAUCCUGUCAACCGAGGCCCGCCACGCCAGUUGGGUGGCUGCUGCCGUGAACAAGUUCGGAGGCUGGAGCGGCGCCUUUGACGUUCCGUUGGACUUCAACCAGGUCUACAGCAUCGCUGCCAGUGUAAUUGCGGCGUGCCCCUCAACGAACCCUGUGCUACCUGUUCGCGCGUUCCCUAAUUUAACAUUGUCAAAUAUCAAGCCUGGAGGAAAUGCAGACAUCAAAAUAGAAAACUUGGUGGCGAACGGGUCUUCGGUUGAUCCGACAUUUGUUGUAUUCCUUACGGGACUGGAGAAGAUAUUUGUCCCAGUUCAUGAUGGGAAGGUCAUCGUUCCAGCAGGUCUUUCGGGCCAAGUAUAUGUUGUUGCGACGAACAGCAGUACGGAUGCGAACGAUAGUACCAUCCUCGCUGGACCUGCGAUCCUUGAGUUCGAAAGAGACUCGCAUGGGCAUAUGGCCAACUGA
Messenger RNA from Psilocybe cubensis, 906 nucleotides. RefSeq lists its product as uncharacterized. The transcript is spliced from 4 exons. Lineage: Eukaryota; Fungi; Basidiomycota; Agaricomycetes; Agaricales; Agrocybaceae. The record is from RefSeq and is a predicted model, not a curated record. The coding region runs from base 1 to 906 and encodes 301 amino acids.